This is a messenger RNA of Vicia villosa (hairy vetch), 8832 nucleotides long. RefSeq lists its product as uncharacterized. The transcript is spliced from 6 exons. Gene Ontology annotation, molecular function: zinc ion binding. Lineage: Eukaryota; Viridiplantae; Streptophyta; Magnoliopsida; Fabales; Fabaceae. The coding region runs from base 3967 to 7338 and encodes 1123 amino acids. The record is from RefSeq and is a predicted model, not a curated record.
AUUCAUUAGAAGUGCAAAGAAAAACUUACAUCUCAACUCAAUUAAAUUUACUUACAUCUCAACUCAAUUAAAUUUGAUCUCUCAACAAUCAUAUUUAGUACCUCUCUUUUUGGGCUGCACAAAAUAUAAUAGCCGUUGUUGCGCGAACUUGAAGUUGACUAGAAUAUUGGUGUCUUCUAUGAAAAGAUAGACCCACAAGACCUACAUGCUCCAGGAAAAAGAUUUUUAAAAUAUUCUGGAAUUGUUUAAGGCACCCUAUGGAUUGCUACCACACCCUCGUGAAAAACUAAAAAUGCCUCCGAAUUUUAGAGAUGCAUAUCCGAAUGCACCACAAACAAAUUUGUUCCUGUAUCAGACCCUAAAGCUAUGUUAUAAACAACUACGGAGAUGCAUCUUCGUAUACCUUAAGGAGAUGCAUAUCACCACCAAAAUACCUUAAGGAGAUGCAUAUCCUGACGCUUCUCAAAAUACUCUCUUAAACUCUACCUCUCAACUCUCAAAAUAUCUAACUCACAUUCUCUCAAAAUCAUUCAACUUAUUUCAAAUCCUAUUAACAUCAAAAUGAUCAAAUAGCUCAUUCAACAUCAAACAUAACUCACAUUUAGUAAUGUAAUACGGUGAACUGACUUUAUCGAAAUGUCGCGGUAAGCAAGAGUCGCCACCGACUUUUAUUUUAUCCAAUUGGAAAGGCAAAAAGAACAGGAAAGACCUUUGAAAGAUUUUGAGUUCGGGGGUAGGUUAUACAAAGGGAAGGUGUAAGGCACCCUUUGCAUCCAUGGUUAUCCAUGGGCUCUUAAUUGCUUAGCUCACUUGUUUGUUUGAAUUGUUUGAAAAGUGUCGUGUGUGAAUAGUAAAAACUUUGUUAAGGACUUUAACUUGUAAAUAAGCGUAGCCUUGUUUUGAAAUUUUUUGAAAGAAGGUGUGAAAAGCGUUUGAUUUUUGAAUUGAUUGUGAGCAAGCAAUUAAGAACUACCUACCCUAAGUAUGUCUUUUGUGUUCUUUAAGUCUUUCGGGUGAAAGAGUCUAUCCAUACCAUGAGAGGGAAGGAAGUCUUUCAAUUGGAUGUACGGGUCAUCGAAGGGUCAUCGAGAGGUAUCGUUUGCCACAAGACUGUCCCUACCAUAGAGAGGGCAGGUAGUCUCGGGGAAGGAUAUAAUAGUCAUUUAGGCAACAGUAAGGAUACCUUAGCAAUCGAAGGGACUAUCAUCAUUUAUCGAGGCAACAUCGAGGGACGAGAUCAUUUUAUUCGUAGGCAACUCGAAGGGACUAUGAUCUUUUAUCGAAGGGACUAUGAUGACUUGAAUUUGUAUGCAGCAUGUGCUAAGGUAUCCCUACGCUCGAAGGGACUUGACUAUUUGAUCGAGAAGGCAGCAUAAGAGGUGUUACCUUAAAGGUGAGUGUAUGCACCAAUCACGUGAGUUCAGUUCGAAUAUUUAUCUUUGAGUUAUGAUUAGCUAGCGAUUGAUUAACUAUCUUGUCACUCCCUAUUUACUAACCACGCAGUCAAUAUCAUGCAGAAAAUAAAUUGCGGAAAGUAAAUAUCCUACGCUAUUACAAGGCUUCGGGAUUAGGGGAUACAUAACCAAAACCGGGGGAUGCGAAAAGUAAAAGUGCGGGAAAGUAAAACCUUAAUUACUAUUACAUCCAAAAAUGUGCAACCUAUACACCUUCUAGAAUUUAAAAGACAGAAAUUAAAUAAUUUAAAUAAAUAAUUAAAUAACAGCAUAAUUAAAUAAAAGACAGAAUUUAAACAAUCAUGCGACAUUCAAGAGUUUUGAGAUGAGAAGAGAAUCGUGGCUUUGAAAGAAAAUUCAAUUUGAUUACAAACGGGUAAGCCUAAACCCUUGGGGCUAAAAACCUAAGGGUAAAAUCGUAGUUGACGGACAACACCUACCAAAAUAUGUGAUCUUUUAGGGAAAAGAUAAGUGAUGAAACCUAAAAUCAGGCUAAAAUGAAUUAUUGAUCUGAAAACCCUAAUUUGAUUAAAUUAGUCUAAGCCUAAAUUUUAUAUUAUUAAUUAGACCUAAAUUCAAUUAUUUAACUAACUUAAAUCAUUAACCUAAGAAAUAAAUAAAUUUGUUUUUUAUUGUUUUUAGAAAGAAGAAAAGGAAAAGGUUUUUCUUAAAAAAGGAUUUUUUAAUUGGCUAAAAAAAACAAAACAAAUUAUAAUAUAAACAAGUAAAUAAAUAAGAAAAAUAUUAACAAAACCUGGCUCUGAUCGCGUGCGAUGCGUCCUGUAGGGUCUAUGGUGUGCUGCAGAUUCUAUGGGCGUUGGAUCCAUAUUCAAAGUCAUCCAACAGCCUUGAAAUGAAGGUGCAUCGUAGGCUCCCCUAAGUGACGAACACAUAUCCUGUAGCUUAAUUCAAAAGAAAAGAAUUUGUAAGGAUGAGGGAAUCGAACCCCUGCCUCUUCAGUCACGUGAACGACUCGCUUGCCAGAUGGGCCGUCACUUUCAUCUGCCAAUACAACACACAUUAAUAAAUAAAAUGAAACACAAGUACCUAACCCAGCAGUCAACGUGGGCCCCAGGAGAGUUCGUUGUGUCCAAUCAUGAAUGGGAUGGGGAUUCAGACUUUUUGACCAACCAAUGGUCUCGUCACACGCAUGCGGAGAGAUAACAGACUUAUUGACUAACGAAUCAGGGAGAUGGGAUCUGCCACGCGUGCUGCACCUGCGACCUUCAAGCCACCGCCGGCGAUAACCCUUCAUCUUCUCCGGCAAGGGUUUUUUAAAACCUGCAAAAUCACACCAACACGAACGAAAAACUAACCCAGAUCUACUAACUAGCUUGCUGCGAAUCCCAUGGUAUCUUCCUCUUGGUCUGAAACACACUGUAUCGUGGGCAUCUGAAGCUUUCCGACCUCGAGCCUCAUCAAUGGCAUGUCACGAUCUAUGGCCUCGGACUCCCAUGUGGCACGUUAAACCUGUACUAAUGAUCAUCAGGAACAUGUUAGAAUCAUCAUAUUUCGUUAAAACACAACAUAAUGAACAUAACAAAUUUUCAAAACCAAAUGAUGAAGAUAAUUAUGGAAAACUGUGUUCCGUGGGCAGCAACAUCUGCUUCUUGAUCAUAAUUCAUUCUUUGAGGUCUCAGGGUGAGAUUGGGACGGUAUUAGAUGCCUGCAACUUGAUAUGGAAGGAAUUCUCUUGUGCCCUAGAUCUUGUGGUUUUUGUAACUUUGAAACCCUUAGAGUGUGUUUGGAUGAGGUAAUUAGAAAUUUUAAAGUAAUUUAAAAUUCAAAGCAAUUCAAAUGAUUCAAUUCAAAUCCAUUCAUUUUUAAAUGGGUUAAAUAAGUUUUUAGUCCCUGUAAAUAUGGCACUUUCCAGUUUUAGUCCCUACAAAAAUUUCCUUCGAACUUUGGUCCCUGUAAGUUUUUCCGUCCCCAUUAAGAGUCCCUCCCGUUAGAUUCCACUAACGGAGGGUGACGUGUAACGCAUACGUGGAUAUUAUUUCUUUCUGAUUUGCCAGCGUGGAAAUGAUAAGGGUUAAAUCUCUUAAACAAAAUCUCACCCACAGAUUAAGUCUUUCUUUUUCACUGAAGCUCUCCUCUUUUCAACUGCAAACCCUAGAUAACACUUCUCUCUUCCAACUUCCAUCGUGGUCCCAACAACCUAGACAAGAAGAAUCAUUGUGGUCCUAAAACGAAGCAUCUUGUGGUCCCAAAACGAAGCAUCUUGUGGUCCCAAAACGAAGCAUAUUGGAGCUGAGUCGUUCGUUCUCUUUUCCGUGGACCAGGUAUGUGAAUGGUUCAUCUUUCUUAGACUUUUUGCUAUUUUCUAAUCAUAGUGGUUGUUAAACAAACAUUAACUACUAUAGGACAAAGAUUUUGAUUAUUUAGUCGUAUCUGUUGAGUACAGCAUAUGUACUUUAUCUGUCGUUUUUUGUUGCCCUAGUUAGAAAAUGAAUUAAGUAUUGUGUUUCCCUAGUUAGAAAAUGAAUUAAGUAUUGUGUUGACCUAACAGGAAAUGUCUAAGUUUAAAGUUAUUUUCUACACAAGGGGCAAGUUUGUAAAAGACCCUGAACUGAAAUACAAUGGUGGGGACAUGUAUGCUUUUAGUGGUCAAGAUAGUGACUAUUGGUCUUUCUUUGAGGCCUGUGAUUUAGUUAAGAGUAUUGACCCUGAAUUUGAUUUUGAGAGGGUUAAGAUGUGGUGGAAACAUGAAGCAGGAUCAUUUGAAGCUGAUUUAAAUCCAUUCAGAGAUGAUGGAGAUUCUGCUGAGUUGGCUGCUUAUGCUGUUGGUCAUGGAGCUGAAGUUGAGAUAUAUUGUGAGCCAAAACCAGAUGAAGGAGAGCUGACUUUUAUGGAAUCUGUUAGGCAAAAAGGGAAGGGUAAGGCUUGUGCAUCAGAGAAGGAACCAUUACAUGAAUGCAGUGGAGAUUCAAGUGAUGAGAGUAUCAAGGAUGUACACUUUGAUGACAGUGAGGAAGAAAGGAUGAAUGGGUUUGAAGAUGACUUUGAGGAACUAGUGGGUGUAGGUAAAACUAGUGAAGUCAGGAGUCCACCUGUUACAAACAAUGCUGUCCCUAAUGAAACAGACAAUAACAUAUUUAUUACAGAUGAGAUGGGCAAGGCACAUGUAAUUGAGGAGGAAUACAUGACAGAUGAAUUGGACAGUGGAGCUGAUGAUGAUAGUGGUGAUGACAGACCAUGUGUUAUAAGGUUCAAUGCAGAAGAAUCUUUCACAAAAGAUUUUGUUUUUAAAGUUGGAAUGGAGUUUCGUUCACUUAAGCAGUUUAAAGAUGCUAUACUAGAGCACAAUGUUCUUAAUGGGAGGGAAGUUAAGUUUGUAAAGAAUGAUGCCAAUAGAUGUAGGGUUGUAUGUAAGGAUAAGGAGAAGUGUGAUUACACUGUGUUAUGUAGUAGAGUCCUAACAUCCACUACUUUUAGGAUUAAAACCUUGUAUUCUAAGCACAAGUGUGGAAGACAGUUCUUUAAUAGAUGUGCUAAAGCUGAUUGGGUGGCUAAGGUCAUUGUUGAUGGGUUGAAGAACAACACAAAGAUGAAGUUGAAUGAUGUGGUGGCAGAUGUUAGGCUUAGAUAUGCAACAGAAAUUCCAGGUUGUAGGGCAUUCAAGGCAAGGCAGAUUGCUAGACAGAUUGUGGAAGGUGACUCUAGUCAGCAAUUCAACCUCCUUUGGUCUUAUGGUGCUGAGUUAAGAAGGGCAUCCCCAGGGAAUACAUUCAAACUCAAUACAACAUGUGCUGGUGAAGGGUUAAAUCCAAGAUUUGAGAAGUGUUAUAUGUGUUUUGAUGGGACUAAGAUGGCAUUAAAAAAAGCAUGUAGACCUUUCAUUGGAUUGGAUGGAUGUCACUUGAAGCAUAAAUAUGGUGGAAUUCUGCUCAUUGCUGUAGGAAGAGAUCCAAAUGAUCAGUACUUGCCAAUUGCAUUUGCAGUUGUAGAAAAUGAAUCAAAGGACACUUGGAGCUGGUUCAUGAAGUUGUUGUUGGAAGAUAUUGGUGAUGGAAGAUGGUGUUUUAUCUCUGACCAGCAAAAGGGUCUGGUCAAUGUGUUUGAUGAGGAGUAUCCUUCCUUUGAGCAUAGAUUCUGUUUAAGGCAUCUUUAUGCUAACUUCAAAAAGAAGUUUGGUGGAGGGACAUUGUUUAGGGAUCUAAUGAUGGCUGCUGCUAAGGCAACUUAUUAUGAGGCACAUGAGGCAAAGAUGCUCAUGAUCAAGGAAGCAAAUGUGGAUGCUUAUGAGUGGCUGCAGGCAAUCCCCAAACACAAAUGGUGUAAGCAUGCAUUUCCUUUCUACUCAAAAUGUGAUGUUUUAAUGAAUAAUCUUAGUGAAUCAUUUAAUGCUACCAUACUUUUGCAAAGAGACAAACCAAUUAUAACAAUGUUUGAGUGGAUCAGAAACUACUUGAUGGGUAGGUUUGCAACACUUAGGGAAAAGGUGAAUGCUUAUAAGGGUUAUGUAAUGACCAAACCAUUAAGGAGACUAGAUAGAGAAAUAGAGAAAAGUGCUAGUUGGACAGCUACGUAUGCUGGUAGGUUAACAUUUCAGGUAACACAUGUGCUUUUCACUGAUAGCUUUGUAGUGGACCUAGAAAAACACACUUGUUCAUGUAACUAUUGGGAGUUGAUUGGGAUACCAUGUAGGCAUGCUGUAGCAGCCAUUCAUAGGAAAGUUGAUGACCCAGUUAAGUAUGUGCACAAAUGUUAUCUUAGGACCACUUAUGAACACUGUUAUAGUGAGGUGAUAACACCUUUGAAUGGGCAAAAUAAGUGGCCUAAGACAGCACAUCCUAUUAUCAUGCCACCAUUGUUCAAACGUGGCCCAGGGAGGCCCAAAAAACUACGCAGGAGAGAACCUGAUGAGGCAAAUCAAACCAAGUGGCAAAGAACAAAUACAUCCCACAGAUGCAAGAUAUGCUUUGUACUAGGUCAUAACAAGAGGACCUGCAAGAAAAAUAAGCAAAUAGUUGUUGUAUCUGCUGCAAGAACAUCACAAGAGGCUCCAACACAAGAUGCUCCAACACAAGAGGCUCCAACACAAGAUGCUCCAACACAAGAGGCUCCAACACAAGAGGCUCCAACACAAGAGGCUCCUACUCAGGCUAGUCAAACAAGCAAAAAAAGGGGGAGGCCUACAGGGUCUAUCAACAAGAAAAAGAAAGAUAAAGUGGCACCCAAGACAAAAAAAUCUAAGACUGUUGAACCAGAAUGUGAUGUAGCUGCAAAUGCUGUUCCUGAUGCAGUUCCUGAAAAGGAUGAUGUCCAAGCUGAUAUUCCUAUGCAAGAUGAUGUUCCAGUUCCUGAUUCUGUUCCUGAAAAGGCUGAUGUACAAGCUGAUAUCCCUGUGCAAGAUGCUGACCCUGUUCAAGAUGAUGUUCAAGAUGCUGUCCCUGUACAAGAUGAUGUUCAAGAUGCUCCCAAUACUGACAUCAAUGAUUCACAGUCGUCUCUUAAAAAGUAUUGUGGUAUAGAUGCUGAAACAUUGGCUAAGAUUCUUGAUGAUGAUGAAAUUCUAGAUGUUCAACCAUUGAAUGUUGACACAUCUCCUGUGAAAAGAACAGUCAAAACUUUUGUUGGUAAAGCUCCAAAGGUGGUCAAGAAAACUUCCAAAUCCACUGCUUCUUCUUCAUCCAGGCCAACAUGUUCAGAACCUGUCAAAAAACCAAUCCAGAAGCAUAAGCCCAAGAAGAUUGUUGAUAUGGGUGUUCAAAAAAGGCAGAGUGACAGACUUAGGACCAUAAAAACAAAGAAUAUACCUGGCCCUGGAAAGAAGCCUGAUGACCCUUUGGUCAUUUAUGAAGAUGAAGCAACCUCAGACCAAUCCAAGGGUGGGAAGCAGUCAGAAGAUUGGGAGGCCAUUUGCAAAAGGAUGACUCAGUAGGAUGACUUAGUGAUGCCAUGUUGUUUAGUUUGAAUGAACUCAGUAGGAAAAAUGUUAUGAUUGUAAUGUUAGUGAGGCUAGUCCUCUAACUAUUUUCAUGUUACUGCUAUCUGCCUUGUGUUUUGUGAACAUAUGUAUCAAAACUAAUGUUAUGUCAAUGGUUUUUUGUGCAAAUUUUGGAGACCAAUUAUAAGUCAUUAGUAGGUGACUUUAUAUGACAAGUACUGAUCAAAUUUUAUGGUCAAGUAUAUAUGUUUUACAGGUCGGUUUAAAGAUGAAUUAUAUGUCACUUUGAUGACACAUUUUAUAGUCAACUAUAUGUCAAAUUUUAUAGUAAAAUAUAGACAAAAUAUAGCCAAAUUAUAGACACAUAUAUGUCAACUGGUGUAAACAAAAAAACAGAUUAUAAUUGAAUGAGAAUAACUGAUACAACAUUAAUACAUAUUGGCCAUACAAAACACACUGAUACAACAAAACAUUACAUCCAACUCACAUUACAUCCAACUCAGAUUAACAAACAUUACAUUUAACUAAUUCAAAUUCAACAAAUUAACAAACAUUACAUUUAACUAAUUCAAAUUCAACAAUUAACAAACUCAGAUACUAAUUCAAAUUCAACAAUUAACAAACUCAGAUUUAGUACCAACAACAUUACAUCCAAAAUGAUCAUUCCAAACACUGAUUCAACAAUUACAUUUCCAUAGAAAAUACAAAUUGACUAUUACAGACACAACAAUACACCAAGUCUUCAUCUUUCCAUACACAACAUCUGACUUUAUCUUCACCUUCAAUUUCUUGUUCUUCUUCUGUGAAAUUUCGUACAACUCUCUCAUAGUUUCAAGAGAAAUUGAUACCUCCUUCAUCUUGCUCUCAUGAUCUGACAUUUCGUGAACACCGGUUCGUUGAGCAAUAUCAUCAUCCCAUAUAAAUAAGUUACAAGUUUCAUCACCUUGCCAAAAUGGACAUCUCCAAAACAGGCGCCCUUUGUUAGCUCCAUUCUUACAGUAAUACGAAAUCAUACGAGCAUCACACGCACAUCUCCUACCUGGACGUGUACUCACACUUGAUGAAGAUGUUGGCUUCGUUCUCCUAGACGAAGAUGACAUCGUGAGAUUGCAAGCGACGUAUUCAAUUGAGCGACUAACUCAAACGAAGCAAGAGAAGGAAGCCAAAGAAGGGAUUGUGAAAUUUGAGAGUGUGGAGAUGAAGAACGAAGCUGCAGAAGAAAUUAGGGUUAAAGUUUUUUCACGAUCCCCUUAUGUCUAAACACAAUUGUCCUACGUGUCACCAAUAAAAACAGCUGUAAAAAAAAAUUCACACCUUUGGCAUGACACGUCACCCUCCGUUAGUGGAAUCUAACGGGAGGGACUCUUAAUGGGGACGGAAAAACUUACAGGGACCAAAGUUCGAAGGAAAUUUUUGUAGGGACUAAAACUGAAAAGUGCCAUAUUUACAGGGACCUCAUACAUAUUUAACCCUUUUUAAAUUGUUUUG